This is a messenger RNA of Dichomitus squalens LYAD-421 SS1, 318 nucleotides long. RefSeq lists its product as uncharacterized. Bases 1 to 318 code for a protein of 105 amino acids. Lineage: Eukaryota; Fungi; Basidiomycota; Agaricomycetes; Polyporales; Polyporaceae. The record is from RefSeq and is a predicted model, not a curated record. The transcript has 2 exons.
AUGGGCUGCGGCGGGGAUGCUCCGCGUUCUCUGCACGAUGCAGCACUCGCACAAAAGCAAGAAGACGCAAGCAAAGGACCUCGUCGGUUCGGUCUCCCAGAUCAACAACGGCAUCUAGACCAUCUGCACCUAUGGCAUGGCCCGUCGUCCUGCGCGCCCUCCCCAAGCCUCGUGCACUUCACGUCCGACGACCAGCUCACGCCCGUCGUGAACUCGCACAACAUCGACGCGCAAGGCCAGCGCAACCUCGAAGGCGAGGUGUUCGUGCUCGAGAUGUACGCCGCGUGGCGCGACUGGGCUGCGAUCGGGUCCUCAUGA